Molecule: messenger RNA, 1683 nt
Organism: Frankliniella occidentalis (western flower thrips)
Lineage: Eukaryota; Metazoa; Arthropoda; Insecta; Thysanoptera; Thripidae
Exons: 6
Coding region: 165-1622 (485 amino acids)
Molecular function (GO): lipid binding
Source: RefSeq, a predicted model, not a curated record
GCCCGCCCGCGCGCAUCCACAGCACUAUAGCCGGCGGGCGGCGGCGUCGGCCGCGGUCAGCCCGUGAAGUCUGUGAGUGGACCAGUAUCAGGCCGGCCCGAGAGUGAGAGGCGGCCCCGGCCGUCCAUGUCCGCAGUGCCCUCGUCGCCGAGCCCGAGUCCGCCAUGACCAAGUGCGUGCUGCUGCUGGGUCUACUCGCCCUCGCGGGCCUGCCGUUGCCUUCGCGGGGGGAGGUGCUCCCAGAGAGCCCCCCGCAGUCCCUGGACGCCGAGGAGCCGGCGGAGGCCACGACCGCCGCCGCCGCCGGCCAGGACCUCGUCGUGCUGGACGCCAACAGCCCCGCGGCCACGGCCAAGGCGCAGAAGCUGUCGGAGCAGGUGCACAACAUCCUGGAGCACUUCAAGCAGCCCGACCCCAAGGGCUUCCCCGGCACCCAGGUCCCGGACCCGAUGCAGGUGCCGCCCAUGAGCUAUCCGUUCGCGGGCGCCACCAUGGACUUUAGCAACGUGAUGCUUCACGGCCUGAGCGAGUUCCGCUUCCACGAGGCCAGCAUCAACGUGACCACCAUGCAGGGCAAGGCGACGGCGCGCAUCGAGUCGGCGCUCAUCCUGGGCAACUACACGAUGUGCACGUGGUUCAGCUGCUCGUCGGGCGGCUUCACCGUCACGCUCGGCGGCGUGCUCGUGACCGCGGUGGCGGGCCUGGAGGUGGGCCCGCGCGGCCGGCUGCGCGCCGAGGAGUUCGGCAUGGACGUCACCUUCGACCACAUCGCCAUGGACUUCAAGAACCUGGGCUUCAUGAUGUCCUUGUUCCAGAGCAUCAUCAACAAGGUCGGCUCCUUCCUCUUCGACAACAUCAAGCCCUUCAUCCUGUCCUCGCUCAACACGCAGAUCCGCGCCGAGCUGGACCAGCAGGUGGCGGCCGUGAACGUCGGCUUCCCCAGCUCCCUCGCGCCCGUCGACAUGAUGGUGGCCGACGCCAGGCACACGGUGCGCAGCAUGGGCCUCGACCCGUACCGCCUGCCGGACGUCACCAAGAAGGUCGGCCCCGUGGAGGCCUCCGUCACCAGCCUGCACGCCCGGGGGCUGUCCUCCUUCUACCGCAAGGGCGACGUGGCGCUGUGGAUGCGCGAGCACGUGCUGCACGCCGUGGCGCACAUCGCCACCAAGCGGCUGACGGGCACGUGCAAGUGGGCGCUGAGCCUCCCGGACGCCCCCGCCCUCCUGCGGCCCCUCACGCAACGCACCGGCGACGCCUCCUUCACCGUCGAGUACCUCGAGGUGCGGAUGGUGUUCAACCAGAGCCUCGACACGCGUCGCCACCCUUACCUGGAGGAGCUCGACCUCACCCUGGGCUCCAUGCAGCUCGUGUCCCGGGGCGACGCCGGCAAGCUCAACGCGUUCACCGAGUUCGGCGCCAACGUGCUGCCCAACCUGCUCCGCUACCAGAUCGUCGACGCCCUUGAGGCGCCCAUCGCGCAGCGGAUCCAGGAGGUGCUGGACCAGGUCAACGUGGAGGAGCUCAUCAACGAAAAGUUCGACGACAUCGACGGCAUCCUGGCCAAGGCCGGGGUGACGACGCUGGUGCCGGGCGUCGGGACGACCCCGGGGCCGGCGGCGUAGACUGCAGACGACGAGGCCACACUGUACAGAUCACAAUCAUAUUUAUUAUUGCUCUCUGAAA